Molecule: messenger RNA, 2034 nt
Organism: Exaiptasia diaphana
Lineage: Eukaryota; Metazoa; Cnidaria; Anthozoa; Actiniaria; Aiptasiidae
Exons: 8
Coding region: 62-1972 (636 amino acids)
Source: RefSeq, a predicted model, not a curated record
GCAUAUUUCAAUCCUGUUCCACAAGAAGCAAUGGUAGUUCUUUGAAGUUAAAAUUAACGCAAUGAUAGCUGCAUUCAGUGUUGUUCACUACAGAAUCAUAGCUUUAAUAAUUGUUACUUCUCCUUGGUCGUUUAUAACAGCGAUCAACAUCAGAUCUUUCCAACCAGAAGUUGUACCACUACGAUCAAUAACUACAUUAACCAUUGCUACAUCUGAUCAGUUAAACGCAAGCUCGUUCAUACAAUGCCGCUUUAAUGAUAUUUCCACGGCUGCAAACCUGAAAGGUAACUUGGUGUUUUGUAAUACUCCACCCAUGAGGUCUACCGAUAAAGUGGCUUUGCAUCUUGAAGUUGAUGAAAAGUUGCACAAAGCGAAUAAACCCUUACGGUUUCAUGGACCUUUUAAAGUCUUUGACAUCUCACCAAAAACAGCUUUCCCAUCACAACAAAUACGAAUAUCUAUAAGUGGCAUCUCUUGUGAAGACUGGAUGACCUUCUUUGUAAGAUUUCAAUCACAAAAUGGAACAAAGAUCACCCAGAAAGGGAUUUGCGUCAAUUCUACUGUAACAUGCUAUCUACCAGAGUUUCCCGCGCAUGCUCUCUUGCGUGUUGGCGUAACGUUGUCCAACAGAAUUGUUGAGUGGUGUCCAAAAAAACUUCAAGUUAAGUAUCCUAUCGACUCCAAACAAAGCUCAAUACAGGAUCUUGUCCCUGACAUCCAGAGAAAGGGCGCCAUCACUUUCAAAGUUCUUCCAAGAGAUAGGUUCAAAAACGCUUUAUUAGUCGAUAAAGACUUCAAGCCAGAAGGAUUUUCGGUUCAAUAUUCUCCUUACAAUAAACCAAACCAAUUCAGUUUUCUUGACUGUGCAGUUUUCAUCGAUACAGAAGCCAAUUCAUUCGGUGCGAUCUGCAGUGGAGCGAAGAGUGAACAAAUUCUGGUUUAUCCAUCGUUAAAUAAUGUUGUAGUUGGUGGAAAGAAAGCCUAUGAAAUCACAACGACGUGUCCUGGACAACCAAGCUGUUCUGCUUUCUCAGGAGAUAAUGAUGACAGCAAGAUGAUUUCUAUUUUAUUACCUUCAAUUGCUCUUCCAAUAGUUUUACUGAUAAUCUUCGCUGCUCUUUAUAAAUAUCGAUGGUUUAUUAUUCAAAAAGCUAACUUGAUGUCCAGGCAAACGAGGGCAUCUACGUAUACUAACACAAAGGAGCAAAGCCAGGAAGUAGAAAUGCUGAUGCAGUUCUCUGGUGAGCAUCUUUCUAAACCUUCGAGCGACUCAAACAAAGAACAAGAUGUACCACUUGCGGUUGACAAUUUGCUUUUACAAAGGACAGAAGUUGAUUUGCAGGCUAUCACAUCAAGUGGAGUCUGCGUUGUUGUAGACGCAUCAUUUGGCUUCGCACAAACAAUGGAACAACAACCUUCAAACCAUUAUAAAGCAAACGAGCGAAACAAUGACACGUCACUGGACAUUACAGAUACUAACAAAAGUCCAGAAUAUGACGAUAAAGAUUCACAGCGCAAUAACAUUAAUGCUUCUCACUUUUCUGAUACAAAUAGUGCAACACCUGACAGACCAAAAACGGUUUUUGAUGCAACAUUUCCAGACGAAGCAAGCAAAAAGCUAGAUCAGUCUCCUGCCGGUUAUAUUGCGGAGACGACAACAUUCUCACCUAUUGGAGGUAGUCCUACCCAUUGCACAGAGAGUCCCAUUAAUAAGUCGGUAGAAAAUGAUUUGAAAGAGGUCGGUGAGGCCACUGGAUGGGAUGCGCGACCAAGUGAAGGCGCGGAAAUAUGGGAUAAUAAGGAUACGGGAGAUAACUCUGAGCAGUUUUCUUGCAUCAACAAAAUGGAAUCCUCGAGCUCGUCCGAAGACGAAGAAGUUUCACUAAGAAAUAAACUGAUGGCAGAACUGAAAUCACGUUUGAGAAGAAAAUACAGGAGGUCCAAGAUUGAAAUUAAUAGCGAAAAAUCGUAGUGAGUACCAUCAAUCAACGGAGGAAAAAUGAGUAAAUUGAAGAAAAAAAAUUAUUACUCUCU